UCUUCGGUCUUCUUCCUUCGCUUUCCGAAUCUGAACUCACCUGGAAAAAGAGAGAGAGAGACCUUCAAGGUGAGAUCGACAAUGGCGAUCAAUAAUAAUAAACUCUUAUCUCUUCUAUUCCUCUUAGCAUCCGUAUCAUCAAUCGUAUCAGCUUCGUUUUCGGAUCCAGAUUCCGAUUCAGAUCUUAUCAACGAGCUUGUUUCUCUCAGAUCAGCCGCCGAAUCAGGCGUAAUCCGUCUCGACGACCAUGGAAUAUCCAAAUUCCUCACCUCCGUUUCAACUCCACGUCCUUACUCCAUACUCGUCUUCUUCGACGCUACUCAGCUACACAGCAAAAGCGAGCUUCGUCUUCAGGAGCUCCGUCGUGAGUUCGGCAUCGUCUCCGCUUCCUUCCUCGCCAACAACAAUGGAUCUCAGGGAACCAAGCUCUUCUUCUGCGAGAUCGAGUUUUCGAAGUCUCAAUCGUCUUUCCAGCUCUUCGGCGUCAACGCUCUUCCUCACAUCCGUCUCGUUAGUCCUUUGACAUCGAACCUCCGCGACGAAUCUGGUCAAAUGGACCAAUCGGAUUACUCUCGUUUAGCGGAAUCAAUGGCUGAGUUCGUCGAGCAGCGAACAAAGCUCACCGUCGGUCCAAUUAAACGGCCGCCGCUUCUUUCCAAAUCGCAGAUCAGUGUCAUCGUAGCGUUGAUCGUUGUCUCUUCUCCGUUCAUCAUCAAACGGAUUCUCAAAGGAGAAACUCUUCUCCAUGACCGUAGGCUUUGGUUAUCAGGUGCUAUAUUCAUCUACUUCUUCAGCGUCGCUGGAACGAUGCACAACAUCAUCAGGAAAAUGCCGAUGUUUCUCCAGGAUCGUAACGAUCCGAACAAGCUCGUUUUCUUCUACCAAGGAUCUGGGAUGCAGCUUGGAGCUGAGGGAUUCGCGGUUGGAUUCUUGUAUACUGUGGUGGGAUUGCUUUUGGCCUUUGUCACCAAUGUGCUUGUCAAAGUUAAGAACCUCAAUGCACAGAGAUUGGUGAUGCUUUUUGCUCUGUUCGUAUCGUUCUGGGCUGUGAAGAAAGUGGUUUACUUGGAUAAUUGGAAGACUGGAUAUGGGAUUCAUCCGUAUUGGCCAUCAAGUUGGCGUUGAUUUUCACUCCUUUUUGAGGAAUGUGUCUUUCACAAAGGUAAUGGAUUUAGCUUUCGAAAACACUUUUGGAAACUGAGUAAUGACACUUUGGAGACGUUUUGUGUUUCGAUUCGAAUACUUUGAAUCGGUGUAGUACAAUAUUCAGAUGGUUUAAGAACUCAUUACUGCUAUACUAGUUCCUUGUUAGUUUUUUACA
Eutrema salsugineum is the source of this 1321-nucleotide messenger RNA. RefSeq names its product probable dolichyl-diphosphooligosaccharide--protein glycosyltransferase subunit 3B. The transcript has a single exon. NCBI's taxonomy places the organism in Eukaryota, Viridiplantae, Streptophyta, Magnoliopsida, Brassicales, Brassicaceae. The coding region runs from base 82 to 1125 and encodes 347 amino acids. The record is from RefSeq and is a predicted model, not a curated record. Gene Ontology annotation, cellular component: oligosaccharyltransferase complex.